AUGUAACAAAAUACCCCCUUUUAAUUCCCUAAGAACUGGAAUUCUAAAAAGGUAAAUUAAGUUUUAUUCAUAAUUAAUAGCUGACUUAAUUCUCAAAGUAUUAACUCAUUAAUCUGAGUCAAUGCAAAGAAGAAAUCAAGUAAUCCUUUUUCUUUUAUAUGGAAAUAAUAUGCGAUAAUUAUAUUCAAUCUGUUUCAGUUAAAAUCGUUACACUUUCUUAUGAAUUAAUCUCGAGAAUUGAUCCUCAAACCAUGAAAUAUUUAUUCAUAAUAUUGCAUUUUUGUUUAUUUUGA
Messenger RNA from Paramecium octaurelia, 293 nucleotides. Lineage: Eukaryota; Ciliophora; Oligohymenophorea; Peniculida; Parameciidae. The record is from the annotation of a GenBank genome assembly.